AUGAAAGUUGCCGCAUGGGUCGCUCUCCUCGCUUUUGUCUUCGUUGCCACAGAUCUGCAGGGUUGUGCGCCAGAGACCAUGGAUGACCUUGAGGCAACCACGAACUUUGCUUUUGUCUGGGCCGUGGUGGCCACCAGCAUUGCAGGCUUGAUAUGCAUGUGCGCAUGCUGUCUUGCUGCUGGUGGGGGGCCUGACACUGCGUGGGAGACUUCGACUCCGAUGUUUGUAUUUGCCAUUCUGUUCUUCUUGGCUUUGGCGAUGGGUCCUUGGUUUGCGUACGCUAACCACGCGCAGCAGCAGCAGAGCUUGCAAACGUGCCUCGAGCUUCUGGACAGCCGCGAAUACUGGUGGUCCAUUCACAGUAUCAGUUGCCCAGAUGGGUAUGUUGAGCGACAGGAUCUACCCCUUCGGACUAUCGCCUACGAGGGCGUAGAUUCUUGUUGCAUUUCCACCACCACGACCACCACAACCACCACGACCACAACCACCACGACCACGGCCGUGAGUGGCAUCCUCUCGUUCUGCGCGUGCGAUGCAUUUGGCAUGGACCCUGUGCAAUGCGAGAGCGGAGCGGGCCGCAGUUGCGGUGGCCUCGGUGAUCCAAACACAUGCCUAAGCUUGGGGAGAACGCUAUGCCAAGUUGGGCAUGGUUGCCAGACAACCGCAGGCUUUGGCGAAGAGGCACUUUGCAGCCAGUUCGAGUCAAAGGAAGACUGCGAGGUGCAGGCGGCGUGCUAUUUCCAAACCCCCAGCUGGGAAUGGCGUUCAGGAUGUCGAAGUGUCAAUGAAAACAGCACAGCGUCCAUGACUGCCUGUGUACCGAUGUCAACACAAGAACAAUGCAAUCAACAGAUUGUGUGUCAGUGGGGCAUUGUGGUUCAACCUCUUUCGUGUCAAAACCAGGGUGCGCGCAGAGGAUGUGUUGGCGCAGACAGGUGCCAAGGGUUCGCUACACAAGCGGAGUGUGAAGCUAAUUCAGACAUCUGUGGUUGGCAGGGGUUGUGCGCUUGUCCUGCGGAGUUCUUUGGUGACCAUUGUGAAAAGGAGCGAGUGCAAUUUCACGCGCACAAUGGUCUCUGCCUCCUGAGGGAAUCGAACACAGCUCUGUGCAAAGGGUUGGUGCUGGCAGCCAGUCUGAACGACCGUGAAUACUGCAACAGCGCGCAGGAUUGCACUACUUGGGACACAGUGAAGCGCAUGGUUGGCAUAAUGUGGGAAGCAGAGCUUGGUGACAUCAUCGUGGAUAGCAUUGCAGUGCUGUUUUGCCUUCUCGCUAUUCCCUUGAGGUGGCCAGAAGAUGGCCAAAGCAAAAGCAAACACGUGGGAAAGUACUUGUUCUUAGCCGGCUUAGUUUGCUUUGUCGCCGAUGUGGCCUUGGAAUCGGUGCUGGUUCACUUCGUCGGAGGAGCGGCUGACGUCGUUGCGGAGCUGGAGGGUGCUUUCUGUUUCUCCCGCGGCGAUGCUUCCAGAUCGUUGGUGCUGCUUGAGGAUUUGGCGGGCACCAUUGCGACGUUUGCCUGGGUGAACAUUGCCCUGGCGAUUGUCGGCGGAAGCUGUGACGUGAUACAAGCUUUCAUGGACACGAACCCUGGACUCAUAGCUGUUGUGCUCACGGUCGUUGCGGCAGUCUCGGAACUUGUUCUAGGUCUCAGCAACUUCUUCAUGAACACCAACGAGUUUGUCAGCAUUAUCAAAGAGAUCGAGCUGGCCACAUUGGGAUUAGCCGAGAUGGAGGAAGGGCAUGCCUGCUACAUGAGACACCCCCAACUGGACGAACUGCUUCCUGCUGAGGCUGUUGGAGUAGAGUGGAUCCAUCCUGGUCUCACCGUUGUCAUGCCUGCGGUCUUGGCUUUCAUGAGCUUUCUAUGCGCCAUAUGCAUUGCCUGCCUGCGUGCACCCUCCUGA
Molecule: messenger RNA, 1905 nt
Organism: Symbiodinium sp. CCMP2456
Lineage: Eukaryota; Dinophyceae; Suessiales; Symbiodiniaceae
Source: the annotation of a GenBank genome assembly